This is a messenger RNA of Neurospora tetrasperma FGSC 2508, 1639 nucleotides long. RefSeq names its product casein kinase II subunit beta-1. The coding region runs from base 344 to 1345 and encodes 333 amino acids. The record is from RefSeq and is a predicted model, not a curated record. Gene Ontology annotation, cellular component: cytoplasm; protein kinase CK2 complex. Gene Ontology annotation, molecular function: protein kinase regulator activity. The transcript has 2 exons. NCBI's taxonomy places the organism in Eukaryota, Fungi, Ascomycota, Sordariomycetes, Sordariales, Sordariaceae.
CAAACUCCAAAACAGCACAGGAACCACCAACCACCUCCUUCGCUGCAACACCACGCAGACAAUCAUUGAAGCGCCUAGCUAGUCUGUCUGUCCUUUCGUCCAUCUAUUUGCGCCAUCUCAUGCGCUCGGUCAUGUCUACGCAAUAAACAAUUGAAAUCUCCCAUCCGGCAUCGCAGAUGAGCGUCGACCCCAAGGGACACUAGCUACACCCAGUCGUCGUCUUGCGCCUUUCGAUCGCACUCAUCAGAUAACGCCCGAUAGCGGUACCAACAGCCUCAUCGAACACCUACUCCGUCGCCAAACACUCGAAUCUUUUCGCGGCGCUUCCGUAUCCAAUUCCACCAUGUCGAGCUCGUCGGGCGUGCCAGAGUCUUGGAUCGCAUCCUUCUGCUCCCUCCUGGGACACGAGUAUUUUGCCGAAGUGUCAGAAGAAUUCAUCGAAGAUGACUUUAACCUUACUGGCCUGCAGACCCAGAUCGCCAUGUACAAGGAGGCUCUCGAGAUGAUCCUUGAUGUCGAGCCUGAGGACGAUGAUGACGAGGAGGAGGAGGACGAGGAGGACGAGGAAGACAUGUCUGGCGGCGAUGGUAUCAACAAGCCCCACGGCGAAAGGAGACACCACAGCCGCAUCGCGAGCGAUCUCUCUGUGAUCGAGUCCUCGGCCGAGAUGCUGUACGGUCUGAUCCAUCAGCGCUUCAUCUGCUCGCGGGCGGGUAUCCAGCAAAUGUCGGAAAAAUACGAGCUCGGUCACUUCGGCAUCUGCCCACGCACAAACUGCAACCAGACCCGCACGCUGCCCGUCGGCCUCUCGGACACGCCCGGCGAAGACACGGUUAAGCUGUUCUGCCCGUCUUGCCUGGACGUCUACGUACCGCCAAACAGCCGCUUCCAGACGGUGGACGGCGCCUUCUUCGGCCGCACCUUUGGCGCGCUCUUCCUCAUGACCUUCCCCGAAUACGACUUGACCAAGACCGGCGCCGAGAGCGUUAGCAACCUCACACGAUCCGGCUCUGACGACACCACCGUCAUUAACGGCAUGUACGCGCGCAACAUAGCGCCGGGGCUGGGCAGGGGCAAGAUUUACCAGCCCAAGAUCUACGGUUUCAAGGUGUCAGAAAUCGCGCGUUCCGGGCCACGCAUGCAGUGGUUGCGCAGCAAGCCUGACGACUUGAGCGUGCUGGACGAGGCUCGUCGCUAUGCGGAACAACAAGGGUCGGAUGACGAGGAUGAGAGCAUGGGUGUGAGCAGCAGGACAGCUUCGAGGCGGCGGGGGCCUCCUAGGAGGCAAAAGCAGAACGGGAGUCCGAUGGCGAUUGAACAGAAUGGGGCUGAGUCGGAGCUUUGAGGUCGGAGCUGUAAGUUGGAACUUGGCUUUGAAUGGAUAUUGAAAAAGGAGGGAUCAGGUUUUGUAGGUAAGGAGUAAGGAAUUGUGUGCGCAAGCAACUGGACAACGGGCUGUUGAUCACUUCUUUCUUACAUCUCCCUCUAAAUCUGGCAUUGAUUUGUAUCACACGCACAAAUAUCCUUUGGGCUUUCUUUCUGAUUCUCUACGUCAUGGCGGGGGAAUGGACGGACGGGUUCAGGAAUCGGUUACAGUAGCUUGCAAGAGCGGUUUUUGGUUGGGUUGGGGUUCUUUUUU